CAGCUCAAAGCGUUUUCCGUUUCCAACCAAAACAAAAGUAGUAGGAGACAAAUGAUGAAAUUUUAUUAACAUUUGUUAUAAAACAAAAUAUAUUUUAUUUUAUGUUCUGAUAAAAAGAUCAGACUUUAAGAGACAAAAAUGUUUUCUUCUUUACUAUACAACUCCGCAAGAAGUUUCACUCAUACUCAUUUUGGAUCUUCACUGUCUUCUGCUGUCUCCUUGUACAAAUUUUUGCCUCUCCGAUUUAAUAAUGGAAAUUUAGUUCACAAGAAUCUAAAAAGAUUAACUCUAACUGCAACUAGACAAACAGUUUCGACAGCCCAGGCUGCUGUUGUAACACAAUCUGCGAAGGCUUCUCAGUAUGUUGGAACAUGGCUCAUUUGCUGUAGUGGUAUGGUUAUUGGUUCAGUGAUUCUUGGUGGUGUUACUAGGCUCACAAAAUCUGGUUUAUCCAUGGUUGACUGGCAUCUUUUUAAAGAAUUUCCUCCGAUGUCAAGAGAAGCGUGGGUUUUAGAAUUUGAAAAAUACAAAAAAUUUCCAGAGUUUAAGCAGAACAAUUGUGAUAUGACAUUAGAAGAGUUCAAAUUUAUCUGGUACAUGGAGUAUACUCACAGAAUGUGGGGGCGAGCAGUAGGAGCUGCCUUCUUGCUGCCAGCUAUCUAUUUUUGGAAGAAGAAAUGGCUCUCAGGACCAAUGCAAAAAAGAGUUUUGAUAUUUGGCUCUUUAAUUUUAGGACAGGGUUUGCUUGGUUGGUACAUGGUUAAAAGUGGUCUGAAAGAAAAUCCUGAACCAGAUGGUGUUGCCCGAGUUAGCCAGUAUCGCUUGGCUGCUCAUCUUGGUAUGGCCUUUGCUGUAUAUAGUCUUAUGCUAUGGUCUGGACUGAGUCUACUUUUACCUCCAAAACCUAUUGAAUUUUCACAGAAACUUUCAAAAUUCAGGCGGUUUGCUCAUGGUACAAAAGGCCUUAUCUUCUUAACUGCAUUCAGUGGUGCAUUUGUUGCUGGCAUUGAAGCAGGUCUUGUAUACAAUUCUUUUCCCAAAAUGGCCGACAGAUGGAUACCUUCAGACAUUGCGGCUUUCUCACCAAAAUGGAGGAAUAUAACCGAGAAUCCUACUACAACACAAUUCAAUCAUCGGAUACUGGGCGAAACAGUAUUUUGUGCUGUAAGCGGAUUAUGGUGGUAUUCACGGAAACUUCCCUUGCCCCCAAGAGCUAGAAUAGCUAUGAAUUGUAUGUUAGCUAUGGCUAUAAUGCAGGUAAAUAUAUUUUGUUCAGUUUUAGUGCUGCUUAUUUAGAAAUAAUAAGACCUA
Messenger RNA from Parasteatoda tepidariorum (common house spider), 1311 nucleotides. Its product is annotated as heme A synthase COX15. Lineage: Eukaryota; Metazoa; Arthropoda; Arachnida; Araneae; Theridiidae. Gene Ontology annotation, biological process: heme A biosynthetic process. Gene Ontology annotation, cellular component: mitochondrial inner membrane. The record is from RefSeq and is a predicted model, not a curated record. Gene Ontology annotation, molecular function: oxidoreductase activity, acting on NAD(P)H, heme protein as acceptor.